AUGGCUAGCGAUCCAACCAGUGUUACGAGCCAAGGGAAUUGCCGAUGCUGGAAAAUUUUCAUUCUCAAUUCUCCGACCACCUCCAUUAUGUCGGCAGAGCCUGAUAUCGAUGGAUUUGUGGCCAUUAUGGAUGAGAUGAAAGCUAGUUUCACUUCAGUUAGGGAGCUUCUUCGACCAACUCUUCUAAAGGCACAAUCAACGGCCGAUCUUGAUGUGAAGGACGGAAUCUCUUUACUCUCACUACGGAACGAAACCCUCCUCUCCUACCUCCAGUCCCUAGUCCUUAUUUCAGCUCACCGGGUUCUGGGCCACUCACUCCUUUCGCGCGAUCCACCACCGACCAGCUUUGAUGAUCCAGAACGUCGUGCUCGUGGGUCAGGUGCAGGUGACUUGGUGGAUUCUGCGGUUGAGGCACGCGCUGUUCUCGAGAAGUCCAAAGUGUUGGAAUUCCGCCUUAAGUAUCAAAUUCAGAAGUUGGUGCGCCUUGCGCAAGAUGCAACAGCAACAACCAAUGAUAUCACGCAGGGUAAAACCCCGGGCUCAAUUUGUGUUGAUCGAACGUUGACCUUUGUCUCAGACCCUCUUGCCUUCCGUCCAAACAUUCACAACUUGAUGGUGGGUGAUGGGCCCGCUGACGAUGCGAGUGACAUGGAUAAGGAUCAAACCCAAGACAAGAUCUAUCGCCCACCGAAGCUCGCUCCGACACCUUACAUGGAGACUUUUGGCAAGGAGAAAUCAAGGCAGAAAGUGCUAGUGCCAACCACUUUGGAGGAUAUUUCCCGUUUGGACCCUUCUGCGCCGUACGUAGAAUCGACCUCUGGUUUGGGUGAUCAGCCCGUGUCUGCCAAAGCUGCCACAAAGCUAGAUAAAAUGGCAGAGUUUGAAGAGGAUCACAUGGUGCGGUUCACAUUGAGCAAGAAGGAAGCAAAGAAGAGGGGUCGGGACGAGAUGAAUGCUGCGUUGGGUGGGACGGGCGCGGCUACUAGACGUGGUGCAGAGUUGGAGGGCGAGUUUACUGAUAUCUUUAGAUCGGUCAACAGGAAACCCAAAGAACAGAUCGGUGAUGGGUACGAAGAAUUACGCCAACGAGGAAAGAGAGCAGGCGCGUUUGCCCGCAGUAAAAUGCGCAUGGGGGAAGAGCCCAUGGAUGGAGAUAAUAGGCCUCAGAAGCGCAACCGAUUUCAUGAGUAAACGCACAGUCGAUCGGAACGGGCGGCAGCACAGGCUUUGAGUCAUGCAUCAUUUGCACCAGUGUCUAUGGUCCGUUUUUUAGUGGUAGAAUCUUCAGCAGAACCAUGAUGCUCUUUGUCCUCCGAAUCCCCGCGUUUGCGUUUUGGAACUCGAGACGCGUCGUGCUUUUCUUUUUCCCAUUCCUUCUUAAGUGAAGCCUUCAGGAGAGGAAUGGUUUGGAAGGUCACACCGGUACGCCAUGACCGCAAAUCCCCCCUGAGGAGGGUUUCGAAUCUGUUUGGCUCGAGCGAAGCCCGCUUGGAUUUCGUGAGGCGAUUUGGAAAUCGCGUGGAUUGUGAAACUCACUUUCCUGAAUUCAGCCUCCGUCAAAUCAAACCACGACAAGACAUCAUCCAAAUGGAGGAAGAAUCCGAGGGAUGGAUGGAAAGAGU
Messenger RNA from Cantharellus anzutake, 1622 nucleotides. RefSeq lists its product as uncharacterized. Bases 1 to 1191 code for a protein of 396 amino acids. Lineage: Eukaryota; Fungi; Basidiomycota; Agaricomycetes; Cantharellales; Hydnaceae. The record is from RefSeq and is a predicted model, not a curated record. Gene Ontology annotation, cellular component: nucleolus; small-subunit processome. Gene Ontology annotation, biological process: maturation of SSU-rRNA from tricistronic rRNA transcript (SSU-rRNA, 5.8S rRNA, LSU-rRNA). The transcript has 3 exons.